CUUGCGAGGACGCUAUUGUAGCACAAAUGUCUAUAGAAACAGUGGGAAGCCUUUGGAAUUGGACAUGCGAACCCGGUGGUUCUGCUUAUGUUCGACGUCACUGCAUCGCAUUCCUUUGUUCUGAUUUCUCUCGAAUUUGUUCUUCACAUUUACUUUUUGAGCUAGAAGAAGAUUUACUGAAGAAUUGCCUGCUUUCCGACUAUGUUCAGUGUGCUGAAGUGAAAAUCCUGGAAGCAGUAAUACGAUGGGGUGAGCAUGAAUUGAUGCGACGAAUGGAGGAACGAGAACCAAAUUUGAUCGCAAAUACCAGCCAUAGUAUCAGCAGAAAAGGUAUUCGCCGUUCUGAGUUGAAUGACGAAGAGCUGAAGAGUAUUUUAGCAAAUUUACUGCCUCUUGUUCGGAUCGAUUACAUUCUUCCUCCAUUUCACCAGAGUUUGAAUGCUGCUUAUAAACGGGGUCUGUUGGAUAGAUCACCACACGUGGAUUUAUUAGGCCAACGUUAUCCAGAUAGCAGAUCGCCAGAUGUGAAUCCUGAUGCACACUGGUUUGAUCAUAGUGUACCACGCCGGCAUUCUGCUGGACCACGGCUUCUAUUACCAUAUAUUAUAGAAGUUCGGAAGCAAUUGAAACGUUUGUGUAGAAAUGGAGAAAACGUAUCAUGCACAUUGCAGCAAGAAACUCUUGCUGAUGAGCUGCAACUUUUUGUCAAUAAUUUAUCGCCGGAAAUCAUUUCCGAAAAUUUAAAACUAAAGAUUGAAAGGCGUGUGAAGGAAUUAGCUGGAGGUGAUUUAUUGAAGAAAAUAUCCUGCUGUGGUUGUUCGCACCAUCUUGAGUUAGCCAUUGAGCAGAUUCGUCUUCGCGUACUUCGAGAAUUAAAUAUGGAUGACGAUUGUGUGGAAGUUUCAUGUAUUUGUUCAGCAUCGGAACGAAAUUUGCUGCCACAUUAUUAUUCCAGUCAACCAACAGUAGCUGUUGCCUGCGAUGUCGUCAAUACUGAUAUCUCGCUUUCAUCCAUAGCUCUUUCUGACUACGAUAAACGUGGGAAAAGCUGUUUACCAGAUGUACUGCACAAUGAAGCCACCACUUUAUAA
This is a messenger RNA of Acanthocheilonema viteae, 1091 nucleotides long. Lineage: Eukaryota; Metazoa; Nematoda; Chromadorea; Rhabditida; Onchocercidae. The record is from the annotation of a GenBank genome assembly.